Molecule: messenger RNA, 1504 nt
Organism: Paramecium octaurelia
Lineage: Eukaryota; Ciliophora; Oligohymenophorea; Peniculida; Parameciidae
Source: the annotation of a GenBank genome assembly
AUGUUAUAAUGUCAUCAGAAACGAGAAUAAAUCUCAGUAACAUUUCUAACAUUCAAAUCGAGCAUAGAUAAGAAAAUCUGGAGAGGUAGGGAAUUGUUUUCGUUGCAAGUUGAAUACGUCAUAAUAAAAUAGAAUUUCAUGGAGUACAAAGAAAUUUUAUAAAUUAUAAAGUCACAAUUAUUACAAUUACAUAUUAUAAUACAAAAUGACGACAUUAUUAAUUAUAAUUUUAUGUUUAGAUUGAAUUAGUUGGCUGGACAAUUUAAGGAAGUCAAGUUCCUAGCAGAUCCUCUUGAAUAUCUUCGAUUGUAUGACAUGCUUGAAAAAGACGAAAAAGAUAUUUGUUUUGCAGUUCGAAAAUUUGCAUAGGAAAAAGUAUGAGGAAUCAAUUAAUUAGGCCGCACCAACAAUCAAUAAGUAUGUUGAGGCAGCUGAAUUUCCCACAGAGAUUGUCGAAGCCCUAAAACCAUUGAAACUGAUUCAUAAAACCGACACAUACGUCAAAACUGGUUUAGCCUAUUUAGAAUUAGCCAAAGUCGAUGCUGGUUUGUCAACAUUCUAUUUGUUAAUGUAAGCAUGAAAACAAUUGAUUAGAUCAUCAUUGGUACCUCAUAGUAUUGAAACAUUUGGUUCAGAGGAUCAAAAAAAGAAAUACUUAACUAGGAUCAAGGACAUGGAUAUUUUGGGAGGAUGGGCACUAACUGAAAGGGAGUAUGGAUCUGAUGCCUCAAGUCUAUAGACUAGUGUCAAGAAGGUAUAGGGAGGAUACUUAUUGAAUGGCAACAAGAGAUGGAUUGGAAAUGGAAAUAAGGAUAUUUUAGUUGUUUGGGCCAGAAAUACUGAGAAUAAUAACAUAGAAGGAUUUAUAGUCGAAAACAAAUGGGCUGGAGUUCAUGCCGAACCAAUCAAACAUAAGUUAGCAUUGAGAAUAGUUUAAAAUUGUUAAAUCACAUUUAAAGAUGUGUUUAUACCUGAUGAAAAUAGGAUGCCAAAAGCCAAAGACUUUUAGAAUGGUGUAACUUAAGCUUUGUAGCAUUCAAGAGUAGGAGUACCUUGGAUAGCUUUGGGAAUAUAAGCUGGAGUUUAUGAGAAUGUAGUUAAAUUUGUAACGAGAAGAAAAUAAUUUGGAAAACAUGUCGCUGGAUUCUAAUUAUAAUAAGAGAGAUUGACAAGGAUAUUGACAACAUUCUAAGCCAGUUUUCUGAUGGUCAUACAGGUUUCAAGAUUGGCUUAGGAGAAGAAGGCAACUUUGGGAUAGAUUGCAGCUGUGAAGGCAUGGGUUACUGAUAAAACUAGAGAAGUGGCUAGAUUGGGAAGAGAGAUGAUGGGAGGAGAUGGAAUCUUAGUUGAAAAUUACUGUAUUAAGGCUUUGACUGACGCUGAAGUGGUUUAUACAUAUGAGGUAAAUUAUAAAUUUACUAAUUUAUAGGGAUCUUACGAUAUUAAUAGUUUGAUUGCUGGAAGGGAAAUCACAGGCUUAGCUGCAUUCAAGUGAUGUUCUGAU